This is a messenger RNA of Cornus florida, 1249 nucleotides long. Its product is annotated as peroxidase 21. Lineage: Eukaryota; Viridiplantae; Streptophyta; Magnoliopsida; Cornales; Cornaceae. Bases 66 to 1052 code for a protein of 328 amino acids. Gene Ontology annotation, biological process: response to oxidative stress; hydrogen peroxide catabolic process. The transcript has 5 exons. The record is from RefSeq and is a predicted model, not a curated record. Gene Ontology annotation, molecular function: peroxidase activity; heme binding.
CUUUGAGCAGGUUCACUCUCCUUAACACAUCACACAAAGAGCCAAACUGAGAAGGAGCCAGGAAGAUGUUCACCAACAAACAUCCAAGUUGUUCAACCUUCAUCUUUCUGUUUUUACCGUUACUCCUACAGUUUUAUUCUGGUAAAAGUGAACUCCAAUUGAAUUACUACUCGGAGAGCUGCCCAAGGGCUGAAGAGAUCGUGAAAAAACAAGUCACCGACCUGUACAAUAAGCACGGAAACACAGCUGUUUCAUGGAUCAGAACUAUAUUUCAUGAUUGCAUGGUUAAGUCAUGCGAUGCAUCAGUGUUGUUGGCAACAACACGUGAAAUAGAGUCAGAGCUGAAAUCUCAGAGGAGUUUUGGGAUGAGAAAUCUCAAGUACAUAAACACUAUCAAACAGGCCCUUGAGACUGAAUGCCCCAUGACUGUUUCUUGUGCUGAUAUUGUUGCUCUUUCUGCAAGAGAUGGUGCUGUCAUGCUAGGAGGUCCACACAUUGAAAUGAAAACCGGACGAAAGGAUGCCAAGGAAACCUAUGCAAUGCAAGUGGAAGACUUCAUUCCUAACUUCAAUGAUUCCAUGUCACUGGUUCUAUCCAGUUUUCAAUCAAUUGGCAUCGAUGUCGAAGGAACAGUCGCUCUUCUAGGAGCUCACUCGGUGGGACGAGUCCAUUGCCUGAAUCUUGUUGACAGACUCUACCCCACAGUUGACCCUACCUUGGAUCCCGAGUAUGCUGAGUACCUCAAGCGUCGGUGUCCAACACCGGUGCCUGAUCCGAAGGGGGUGGAAUAUGCAAGGAAUGAUCGCGAAACACCUAUGGUGCUCGAUAAUAUGUACUACAAGAACCUGCUGAACAAUAAGGGACUACUACUAAUUGAUCAGCAACUCACUACUGAUCCAAACACAUCUCCUUUUGUCCAGAAAAUGGCUGCUGAUAAUAGCUACUUCCAUGACCAGUUUUCCAGGGCUCUCCUUUUAUUAUCGGAGAAUAAUCCGCUCACUGGAGAUCAAGGAGAGAUAAGAAAGGAUUGCCGCUAUGUGAAUAGUGGCUAAAAUUUGUUCUCACUUGCACACACAUAUAUAAAUAUAUAUAUAAAAGAAAUGAAGAAGAACUCAUUUCAGUUUAAUUUAUGUUUGCAGUGAUAGUAGUAGUAUUAGAGGCAUAAUCAAAUUUGAAGAUUUUCAUACUAUAUAAUUUGUUCCAUUUUGUCAAUCAUUUAGUUGUUUUACAGGAUCUACAAAAUUAUAAA